Porites evermanni is the source of this 18730-nucleotide messenger RNA. The record is from the annotation of a GenBank genome assembly. Lineage: Eukaryota; Metazoa; Cnidaria; Anthozoa; Scleractinia; Poritidae.
AUGGGUAGUGGCAAGAUAAACUUUCAGGACAUUAACUAUGAAAAAAGCUAUGACAGCUGGGCCGUCUAUUAUAACAGUAAGCUUGCAAACGUGUUAUUCACUCGCGAGCUGAGCAAACGUCUGGAGGGUACCCACGUAACGGUAAAUGCCCUGCAUCCAGGAGCUGUUGCUACUGAAUCGCAACGACACUCAUUUCUAGGCAGUACUCUGCUAUACCCUGUCCGCUGGUACAUGUUCAAGACCGUAGAACGGGGAGCCCAAACUACCAUCUACUGUGCCGUUUCUGAAGAAAUGGAAGGAGUUAGCGGGAAGUAUCUGAAAGAUUGCGCUAUUGUGGAGCCAUCCAAGGGUGCCCAGGAUGAUGAAGCAGCCAGGAAGUUGUGGGAUCUGAGCGUAAAGAUGGUUGGACUGGAAAAGUGACACUAAAAUUAGAUAACAGAAUCGUUACCUGUUCAAUGAUUUUAUGCCAGUGCUAUUGUUGUUAGUUACCGGUAUUUAGUCUAGUGCCGGUGACAGUAAUAUUAUUCUGUUAUUUAAGAAGAGUACACAACUACGGAUAGAGUUAACCAAUUCUUGUGUAAAAUUCUUAGUGUUUUUAUAUGUAGCAAGCUACCGAAUAAAAGAAAGGUGCCAGAUGCUAGCAGAUCUUAAAUAGAUAUGAUAUAUAUCCGCAAAGGUGUACAAGCAGCCUUGUAAAAUUGCCACCAGUGACAAAGCACUAUACAGUACCUUUUUUCCAUCAAUUUUGUAAAUAAUUAUUUAUCUAGUUUUUUUUAUUUAAUUUUUUAUUUUUUCUAAUAUUUACCUCUUUGCUAUUUAGUUAAUUAUUUUUACAAAACCCUCAUACAAAAAGCUUCUGUACCUCUGACUGAGUCAAAAUAAAUUGAUAGAUCACUUCCUUAGAGAGAAUUUUUCAGCCACAAACUUCUCCUUCCUAUUUUCAGGGAGAGAUCUUGUUCUUGUGCGGGUAGAGAGCAACCUCGUCCCCAGGGCGCUUUUCAGUGGCUUUGGAGGCGAGGUUGGGUGUGGAGCUGGCUGCUUGCAGACAACCAUACCACCCUGGCAAUGGCAGCUGUGGACACCUUUUCAACCUUAGCUUCACUUAACCUGUUCCAGGCUCUGAGCUAGUCGAGUCCUAGACUGCGAGCAGUCCCUCUUCAGUCCGUCAAGUCUAAGCUUGGCAGGACUGGAGAGAGCGAAUUGGCCGAGAGGCAAUAAAAUCGAGCGAAGCGAGCGAGCGAAAGCCGAGGGUUUCCCUCUCGGCCAAUUCGCUCUCUCCAGUCCUGCCAAGCUUAGACUUGACGGACUGAACAGGGACUGUCGCAGUCUAGUCGAGUCCGCAAAAUUGAGAAUGCACGAACACGAAAAUAAAACGGGAGGAACCUGGCAGACCGCGCGCUCAUAUUUUCGCGUGCCUUUCACUUACUCGUCAUACCCAAGCUUCCCCACUAGCUGAGAGCAAGGAACAGGCUACUUCAUUUGGGCUUGUCAGCCUGGACAGUUAAGGUAGGGUAGCUGAACACAGCCUUUGGUAAUACAGGAGCCAGACACAACCUUAUCUUUAGUAGUUUUCACUAAGAAAAUGUUGAGGAGGACCCUGCCACUGACGCCGAAUGGUGAAUGGUCAUGAAUGAUGGCCCUUUGUGCUUUAAUUUGGCCUAAAAAUUAGGAGGGGGCUUAGCCACCAUUCCCCGGCCCCAUCUAUAUAGAUCCGUCACCGAUUAAAGUAGAGAUUAGCUAAAUAUAACCCUGGGGCCGGUUGCUCGAAGCCUGGUUAGCGCUAACCGUUGGUUAAGAGGUAUCAAAAUGUAUAGGUUUCCAUGGUAUUUAACGCUGGUUAGCACUAACCAUGCUUCGAGCAACCCAGGCCUGUUUGAUAAAGCCUUUGCAAUUUGAUCCAUUACAAGCCUCGGUACGAGGCAGGCAGGGACCUGUGUUCGAGCAUAGAGACGAGGUUACGCAUGCAUGUUUGACUCAGCGUAUUGUAUUGUUGUUGUAUUGUCCAAGUUCUAGCUCGAACAUGGCUGUCCCAGCUGCGAUCGGUGUAGCAGGAAUUGCUGUUCUUUAUGCAGGGAAAAGAUACUUCCAAGGGCCUCGAUGCAAGAGUAACAAGAGCCUAAAAGGAAAAACCGUGGUUAUCACCGGUGGAAACACUGGCAUCGGUAAAGAAACCGCGGUGGAUUUAGCCAGGCGUGGAGCGAGGGUCAUAAUCGGCUGCAGAAACCUACAAAAGGGUAAAGAAGCACUGAAUGAAAUAAAAGAACGAAGCGGGAAUGCCAAUGUUUUCCUUGAGGAGAUAGAUCUUGCCUCUUUGGAGUCAGUUCGCAAGUUUGCAGAUACAAUUCUCAACAGCGAACCCCGUCUAGACAUUCUGAUCAACAACGCUGGGGUGAUGGCCUGCGCGUAUCAGAAGACAAAAGAUGGAUUUGAGAUGCAGUUUGGUACGAAUCAUCUUGGGCAUUUCUUGCUGACGAUGCUGCUUCUUGACCGACUGAAGCUUUGUCAGCCGAGUCGUAUCAUAAACGUGUCUUCGUCCGCUCACAGAAUGGGAAGUGGCAAGAUCAACUUUGAAGAUAUAAACUAUGAAAAGAGCUACAGCAGCUGGGGUGCAUACUUCGACAGCAAGCUUGCAAACGUGCUCUUCACACGCGAAUUGAGCAAACGCCUUGAGGGUACCCACGUGACAGUGAAUUCACUGCAUCCUGGAGCAGUCACCACUGAUUUGCAGCGCCACUCUUUCAUAGGAAGUGGUCUCCUCUUUCCCCUUCGCUGGUAUGUAUUUAAGACAGCCGAACAGGGAGCCCAAACUACCAUUCACUGUGCAGUCUCUGAGGAGAUGGAAGGUGUCAGUGGAAAAUAUCUGCGAGAUUGUGCCGUUGUGGAGGAAUCCAAGGGGGCCCAGGAUGAUGCCGCAGCCAAGAAGCUGUGGGAUCUGAGUGUGAAGCUGGUUGGGCUGGAAAAAUAGACAAUUAGAAGAUGGAAGUAUCUAGCUACAGCUUUACAUAUUAGGCUGGACAUUUGUACCAUUUUCCUUAACUUCUUUAGCAAUCAAGAACCACACAAUACAGUUAGAUACAUGUGUAAACAGUUUUAUAAAAACUGGGCAUAACACAUGAUUAAUAUAAAAACUAUUAUUCAUUGUAAUACAUAAGGUUCUUUAAACACAUUCUACAUGUAAGAAAAAGUAUGUGUUCCUUAAAAAGGCAGCAUUACAAGGAUUAGGGAUAUGUUAACCUUGAUUUAUGAUAUUGAUAGAAACUAACUAGUGCUUGAAAUAGGAACUGGGCAUUAUCUGUUAAUGUAACCUGUUGUGUUUGAAUAAAGUGUGAAGACUGACGAGGUCAAAUGGUUCCUUGAAAUCUUGGUAUAAUUUGUGAUGUGCGUCAAACUAUUGUUUUUGUGCAUUUCUUUCCAUCUCAGAGUUUGAAAAUUUUUGCCCGAGAUCUGAGAUUUGUCAACAAAGGAAUAUGGGUCUUGAAUGUCACUUUUUUCCUGUAGGAUGGAAGUGUUGCCAUUAAUUUAGGAUAGGUGUGUUCCCUAAAAGGGUUUAAAACCCUGAUCCUAUGUAAGGGAAAAAAAUUGAAACAUCACACCCUAUAGGGGAAAUAGAAAGUAUAAAAUUGUGUCAAUAGGUUGUUUUUAUUAAUUUUUUUGUUUUUAUAGACAUUCACAAAGCGAGCAUUCUGUAGUUCUAACCUGUUUGAAUUGCCUUUGCUUUUAUCAAACGGCUAGAGUGUGAAAAAGGAUUCGCUAUUUAUGGACUAGGUACCAUGUAAACAAUACCCUGUUCUGCAACACACACCUAAAUAGCUUAAAUGCGAGAGUACCUCGCUGAGUAAUUUGUCGGACCCUACAUAUUUUGAGGGAAACUCUUAAUCUGAUCUGCUCAUCCAGUCUUUAAUGCUUUCUUCAAUAAUCUUGAUUUUUUGAGUUGCUUAUUCUGUAAAGAGUCUGAUCGGAGUGAAAUCUGUUGACUUUGCCUUUUUUUACUUUGAAAUAUGCAAAUGAACUUUAUGCUUGAAUGAUUUAGUUUUGUCAGCUUCCUUCCUAACCCCUCUAAUGUUUGCUUUAGUCCGAUUUGAAAUGCAAAAUGAUUGACUUUGAAAGCAGUUUCUGUCUGAGUAUUAUUUUAACUUCAAAGGAAUGUGACAGCCUGGGAGAGGUUUAAUUACUGUUUGUGUGUCAAACUAGGAUACCUAAUAAAUUAUGUUAAGUCGAGAGAAGCAUCAACCUGCUGUUCUUUUUCUUUCACUCCAAAUAUAUAUCAACAAUUCCAGUCCAGUCAGUACAGAAUUUGCCAAAGGCAAUUUUAUCAUUGUCUUGGCCCCAUUUAGUCUCCAUUGCAACCGUCACGCAGUAAAAACGACUGCCACGGAGACUAGGCCUCAUUGUAUCACCCUUUUCUGCAAUAAAAGCGGCUGUAACAACAACUUUACCUAAGCUUUUUACUUGAGGGAAGGGGACAGGGGUGGGUUUGUUCCACCUGGCCUCUACAUAUACUUUUAAAUGCCGUAGUUAAGCGGUUGGAGACUACGAUCAGACAAACGGCCCGACUUCACACUCACUCCCAUAACAAAACGCAAACCCAAAUACCCGCUCCUGGAAAACAAACCUUAUAUCGGACCUCUUAUAUUGUAGCCUGCGAACAGCAGAAGUAUUUCUGGUCGUCGCUUUUCGCCCAGAAAUCAGUCUGCUGUUCGCAGGCUACUGGUAUUGCGGACAAUGACUUAUCUUAAAGCGUAAGCGUGACUCGGCAAUUAAUUUACUCACACUCACCCCCUUAACAAAAACUAAACCCAGCUACCCCCUGCUGGAAAACAAGCCUUGUCAGUUACUGAAAAUUAAUCUUAAAAAAGGUGAAGCACUGAUUCUUCCGAAAACAAAACCGUAAAUCAACAUGAGACAAAUACCCCAUCUUCCUAAAUGGGAAUCAAAUCGCCAAUAUCACAGAAUACUAUUAGCUACUAUUAUCUGGGCAUGACGUUUAAUUCAAAUGGACGUUUCUAAAUUUCCAAACAAUUAUCUGCAGAGAGAACAAGAAGAUCUAUUUAUAUCGAGCCGUGUUUUCGUGUCAAAUAUGAUCCAGUGACCCACUUAAAAGGGGCGAGCUUUGUUGAGAAACCACUUAAGAGCUGUGGCGAGAGGAGGAAGGAAAAAUAUCUCGCUGGAACUGUCUUUCAUAUACUAGGCAUGUGACCUACUUAAACCUGAUUGGCCAAACUACCAUCUGUAGAGACCAAUGUGCGGUUUCUAAUCACUUGUGUGAAUAUUUUGCUACUGUGGCUGAUGGGAUUGGAGACACCAGUGCGGUUGAUGACAAAGUUCUCGCCACCCACCCUAGUGUCCAGAAUAUUACGCAGAAGAUGACAGGAUAUCAAGGCUUCCAGUUUCAGAAUCUUCAGAGUUUUGAAGUUGAAAAGGCGCUGCAAAACGUCAAUGUAAGGAAGAGUACAGGCUGGGACGGCAUCCCUCCCAUGGCGCUCAAGCUUGGAGCUACUGAGCUAACAAAUCCAUUGACGUCACUAUUUAAUUCAUGCAUAACCCUCGGAGAGUGGCCCUUGGGAUGGAAAAGGGGUGAAUGGACACCCGUUUUUAAGAAGGAAGAUCCCCAUAAAAUGGGAAACUACAGACCCAUAACUGUACAAGUUACUGUAAACAAACUCUUUGAACAAUUACUCAGCAAGCAACUCAGUUAUGGUUUUAAUAACAAACUGUGCGACAAACUAACAGCUUACAGGAAAAACAAUAGCUGUGAGACAGCUCUCUUAUCUUUGACUGAGAAUUGGAAAUUCGCUCUGGAUGAGCAUAACGUUGUGGGUGUUCUCUCCACGGACAUGAGCAAAGCCUUCGAUUCACUUUACCAUCCACUUACACUUGCAAAACUUAAAGCUUAUGGUGUUGAGGAAAGAAGUCUGCGAUUGAUGGGCUCCUACUUCACAGACCGUUAUAACAGGGUCAAGCUAGGAUCUGUAGUGAGCGAGUGGCAGAGGGUGACCAGGGGAUGCCCACAGGGUUCUGCAUUUGGACCUCUCAUCUGGAACAUCUUCCAAAACGAUUUGACUUAUACUGUUGAUGCGAACAUGAAUAUGUAUGCAGAUGACCACCAGUUUUAUGUCGUUCGCAGCACCCUCUCUGAUGUGCAUGAUGAUCUUGCUGUUUGCGCUGAGUCAGCAUCUUCAUGGUACAGAGCUAAUUUACUAAAGGGAAAUUUGGACAAGUACCAGACAAUGGCACUUGGUUGCGGAAGGAAGUCUAUGGACAGUAUUAUGAUUGACAAUCAUGAAGUCAGAUCCACUGAAUGUCUCAAGCUAUUAGGUGUCUGUAUUGAUAACAAUCUUCGUUUUGAUGAACAUAUAAGUAGUAUCUCUAAGAAGAGCGCCCAGCGGGUAGGCGUUCUCAUGAGGCUCAGGAACCUUAUACCCACACAAACUAAGUUACAGUUAUAUAAGGCAGCUGUUCUCCCGUAUUUAACCUACUGUCACCUUAUAUGGCAUUUUUGCCGUGCUAGUGAUUCUAGACGACUAGAGCGUAUCCAGGAAAGAGCACUUAGGGCUAUAUAUUGUGAUAAACAUUCGUCCUAUGGUCAAUUACUAUCUAUGGCUGGGAUAUCUACUCUACACAACCGGCGACUACAGGACAUAGCUAUUCUCAUGUAUAAAGUUAAAAACAACAUGUGCCCAGCAUACAUUAGCACUCUCUUUGAACAGCCUGCAAUUAAGUAUGAACUGCGCAAUCAUGACUUCACUAUACCCAGAUUCAACACAGUCUCCUUUGGAAAGCACUCGCUCAGGUAUAUGGGCCCAAGGGUUUGGAGUUCUGUUCCUAGUAAUGUGAAAAAAGCUUCCACGUUGUCCUCCUUCAAAUAUAACAUCAGAAAAGUGGAUCUUAGCAUGCUAUUAGAUGACAAUAACUGCUCUAACUGCUCUCUUUGCACUUCUUAAUCUUUUAUUUCUUUUUUUUUUUUUUUUUUAAGUAAUGGAUACAUUUGUACAUAUUGUAUAUAGUUCUCUCGAAUUUCUCACUUGCUUAUACUGUACAUAGUUUUUCUUAAUUUUUAAUUAAUUUAUUAAUUGAUUUAUUUUUUAAAAUUUAUUUUAGUGUCCCCACUUAGUGGUUAUAUACCGCUAUUACAGUUUGACACUUUAAUAAAGGUAUCAUCAUCAUCAUCAUCUAAUGCUAGUAUCAAAUCCGUGCCUGGUACAAGCCAAACCCAGCGGAAUAUCACGUGCGCACCACGCCUCGAUAUAAAUUACAUCAUAUCGCGCCAUAAUGUUCGGUUAUUUGGUACAAAACGUUUAAGCUUCCAGUUGCUGUAUGCAAUAAACUUUUUGAUGCCCUGUUUCUUCCUAUAUUACGAUACAGCUAUGAGGUAUGGGGUGCUUAUUGUGCUUAUGACAGCACUGAUGCCAAGAAACAGGAAAAAGACCCCAUUGAAAAACUUCACACCCAAUUUUACAAACAUUUUAUUGGUGUAAAUAGAAGAGCUAUAAACAUCAUAUCUCACAAUAUCGUACUAUCACUUAAAUCUAAUAUUAACAUAAAUGUAAUAAAAUUUUGGUUACAUCUCGUUAGUUUACCCGAUACUAGUAUUGCAAAGCAAUGUCUUUUACUUUCAAAUCAACAUGCAAACAGUAGAAAAUCGUCUUUCAUGUUGUCAUUUCAUGAAAUCAAAGCCAUUCGUCAAUAAGCAUCGUCCUAUAUCAAUUAUCUUGUUAAAAUUAAGCCUUUAAACUCAAGAUAAAGACUGCGGUCUGACGGACAUAAUACUGCUGUCUCACCCCGGCGAAUUUUAAAACUUUAACAACCUGGGAGACCGUGCUUUCGUUGCUUCGGCGCCUAACUCUGGAACGAUUCACCUCUGGAAAUUAGAAUGGCCAUAUCUGUUGACACUUUUAAAACAUUUUUAAAGACGCAUCUUUUUAGUAGGGCUUUUCAUUCUGAGUUAGGUUUACUUAAUACCUAUACACAAUUAUGUAAUUCUAUUUUAUUCUUAGUUAGGUUUUUGAUAUUAUACACAACACAUGAUGUAAUUCUUAUUUAUCAUUUAGUUACUUUUAUUCUAGGUAUUGUUGUAAUGCGCAAUUGAUCUUGUCAUGAAAACCGCGCAAUAUAAAUUCUUAAAUUAUUAUUAUUAUUAUUAUUAUUAUUAAAUCAUGAAACUACAUUGUAGCACUUCUAAUAAUAAAUUACAAGUGUCUGAUAUUCUUGUAGAGCCAAAUUGGUUAACUCGAAGCUGCCUAAAAUAAAACAGGCUAUCGUAGAUGGCUUAAAAAAGUAUCAAAUGAAAAUGUUGCGAUCUUACAAAAAAAUUGAACACUCUUAAGACUGACGUUAGUAGAUCAGAAUAUUUAGACCUUAUUAAAAACGAAAGACACCCCCAGGCGGUAGCAAAUUAAAGUUACGAUCAAGUAAUCCGGCACAAGUUAAGAAUUGAGACUAAUAUUUAUCACCCUCCUAAAAUUCUGAGAACUGCAAAUACCGUGAACGAUCAAUAUAGCUCAACGUUGGAUCAAACAAGAUCGUGAUCAGUCGAAAAAGAUAAAAAUAGAAUUAAAGUAAAAGAGACUACUGCAAAGAGUGAUCAAACAACGUGAAAAAGGCUGAGGUAUACAAUAUUUCGAAUGGCCAAUACCAAUACCAGAAAUAUACACCUAAUAAAGUUGAUGAAGACUGGCAUUGGACAGUCGAAAUAUUGUUUACCUCAGCCUUUUUCAACGUGAAAAAAGCUGAGGUAAACAAUAUUUCGACUGGCCAAUACCAGUCUUCAUCAGGUAUACUAGGAAAAAUAUACACCUAAUAAAUUUGAUGACGACUGGUAUUGGCCAGUCGAAAUAUUGUUUACCUCAGCCUUUUUCAGCUUGUUUGAUCAGCCUUUGCAGCAGUCUUUUUGACUUUAAUUCUACUUUUACUUUCUAUUUAUUCAGUUAUACCAUUGCUGUAUAUGGGAAUGCUAUUAAAAUGUUAUGUUACGUUCUAUGUAUCGGAUCAGGCCUGGUAUCGGACCUCUGAUAUUGCGGACAAUGACUUAUUUUAAAACUUAAGCGUGACUGGGCAAUAGCGUAGCCCGAGAAUGACGUCAGGUCCGUCAGAGUGACUAAUUUGCAAUUUUUGUCCCAGUUUUGUCAUUUUUCUCAUUUUAACGACAAAAGACAAACAAACAUGACACUUUAAUGACAGAAGUCUCACAAAAGUGAGGAAUUCGCUGAUGUUGGUCUGAGUUUCGGGUCUAUAAAAGUAACUGCGCGCAGCGCUAUUAAUUAACUCAAAGAUCAUGGCUGUAUCGGCUGCGAUCGGUGUAGCGGCAAUCGCUGUCCUUUAUGCAGGGAAAAGAUACUUCCAAGGUCCAAAAUGCAAAAGCAAAAGACGGUUAGACGGCAAGACUGUUGUUAUCACAGGUGGAAACACUGGUAUCGGUAAAGAAACCGCAGUGGAUUUAGCCAGGCGAGGAGCAAGGGUCGUAAUCGGCUGCAGAAAUCUCCAAAAGGGUAACGAAGCAUUGAAUGAAAUAAAAGAACGAAGCAGGAGCGCCAAUGUUUUCCUUGAAGAGAUAGAUCUUGCCUCUUUGGAGUCAGUUCGCAAGUUUGCAGACAGAAUUCUCAACAGUGAACCUCGCCUAGACAUCCUCAUCAACAACGCUGGAGUGAUGGCCUGCCCAUAUCAGAAGACAAAAGAUGGAUUUGAGAUGCAGUUUGGUACGAAUCAUCUUGGGCAUUUCUUGCUGACGAUGCUGCUUCUUGACCGACUGAAACGUUCUCAGCCGAGUCGUAUCAUAAACGUGUCUUCGUCCGUUCAUAGAAUGGGAAGUGGCAAGAUCAACUUUGAAGAUAUAAACUACGAAAAGAGCUACGGCGGCUGGGCAGCCUACUUCAACAGCAAACUUGCAAACGUGCUCUUCACACGCGAAUUGAGCAAACGCCUGGAGGGUACCCACGUGACAGCGAAUUCACUGCAUCCUGGAGGAGUCACCACUGAUCUGCAGCGCCACUCUUUUAUAGGAAGUGCUCUGCUCUUUCCCCUUCGCUGGUAUACAUUUAAGACAGCCGAACAGGGAGCCCAAACUACCAUUCACUGUGCAGUCUCUGAAGAGAUGGAAGGUGUCAGUGGAAAAUAUCUGCGAGAUUGCGCCAUUGUGGAGGAAUCCAAGGGGGCCCAGGAUGAUGCCGCAGCCAAGAAGCUAUGGGAUCUGAGCGUGAAGCUGGUUGGGCUGGAAAAAUAGACAAUUAGAAGAUGGAAGUGUCUAGAUACCGCCUUACAUAUUAGGCUGGACAUUUGCUCCAUUUUCCUUAAUUUCUUUAGCAUUUUAGAACUACAUAAUACAGUUAGAUGUGAAGAACAGUUUUAUAAAAACUGGGCAAAUAAACACACGAUAAAUAUGAAAACUAUAAUUCAUUGUAAUGUAGUAUAUCAGGUUCUUUAAACGCUACAUGUAAGAGAAGGGAUGUGUUCCUCAGGAAGACAGCAUUACAGAGAUUAGGGAUAUUUGGUCGCGCUUGCGUAAGCAGCGAGACUCAUAAUCGGCAACGCUUUUUUUGUCGUAUUUUGUACGCAAAUGGGGGCUCAUUGUGCCAGGCGUUCCUUGCGAAGACCGUGGAAAGUGGGACUAAGAAUCGUUGCGUGAUUGAAGACACCCAUGUUUUGCGAAGAAAGCUUAGGGGAAGAUUAAAUUUAGAGCUUUUCGGAAACGUGUCGGUCCACAAAUUCUAUCCCUUGAAAGCGUUGAUUGCUUUGGAACAAGUGAACACUUCUGAGUGGUCGAAAAAAAAAAAUGAUAGUAGGGUGUUGUAAACUUUCAUUGUAUGCAAAUGGUCUUGUAAUGAACAUGGGGUUUAAUUUCGGCGAUGAUUGAAAUGACGUGCAAUAUGCAAAUCACCUUUUUGAUCUCUGGGAAUCAUAUUGGCAAUGAUGUAAUUUCUCUGGAAUCGAGGCCCAUGAAUUUUCGUAUAUUUAUAUACGCUAUAGCCUGCGACCGCAGACGUAUUUCCGGUCGUCGCUAACACGCGUACUAAAUCAAUUCAGAAACAAAAAAAAAGUAUCGACGUCGAUAAAGUAGGAAGUAUAAAACAUUUAGCGAGUAAACCUGUUUCGUGUAGAGUUAAUCGCCUCCUCAUUUUUCUAUCGUAUCUCCAAGCAAGCGAGACGGAAGGCUUCUGUAAGAGCGUUCUUGUUUAACUAAAAUUAAUGAUAUUAACGAAAACUAACCAAUUCUUGAAAUAGGGACUGGGGAUUAUCUGUUGUAACCUGUUGUGUUUGAAUAAAGAGUGAACAUUGACAGGGCCAUAGGGUUGCAAAUGGUUCUUAUAAAUCGUUGUUCUCCAAAAGUUUCAAUUUAAUCUUGAAAUCUCAGUAGAAUUUGUGAAGAGCCUAGAACUAUUGAUUUUCUGCAUUGAUUUCCAUCUCAGAUUUUGAAAAUUUUUGCCCCGAGGUGUGAGAUUUGUCAUCAAAAGACUUGGGGUCUUGAAUGUUACAUUUUACCCAUAGGAAGGGAGUGUUCAUCUUCUUUGAUCCCAUUUAAUGGAAAGAAAAUUGAAACAUCACACCCUAUGGGGAAAGUCGAAAACAUAAAAUUGUUUCAACAGGUUGUUUUUAUUUCUUUUUUAUAGACAUUCACAAAGCAAGCGUUCUUAAGUUCAAACCUAUUUGAAAUGCCUUUGCUUUAAUCAAACGGCUAUAGUAUCAAAAAGGAAUGUCCUAUUUAUAGACUAAGCACCACAAAAACCAUACUCUGUUCUGCAGCACACUCUUACAUAGCUUAGCAGUGCGAGAGCACCUAGGCCUCUCUUAGUAAUAUGUCACCCCUAUAUAUUUUGAAGGAACCUCUUAAUCUGAUCUGUUUAGCUAGCCUUUAAAGGAGUUUCAACUUGGGUAUACUUUCCUCAUUAAUAUUUAUUAUUCUAGUUGCUUAUCUGUGAAGAGUCAGAUCAGUCAAAAGUUAUGAUUUCUCUUUACUUUGCAAAAUAUGCAAAUGUACUUUCUGCUUGAAAGGUUUAGUGUUUUUAGCUGCCUUCCUGACCCCCUUAAUGUUUGCUUUAGUAGUAUUUGAAACGUCAAAUUGUUGAUUUAGUAAGCAGUUUCUGUUUGAAUAUUAUUUUACCUUCAAAGAAAUGUGACAGCCAGGCCCAGGGGGGAUGGAGCACUCCGGAUUUCAAGUGACAGGGGUGAUCAAAUGGGGGCAACAAUCAAAACCCAAAAAAAUCCUUAGGGUUUCCACCAUAACCCUGGACCAAAAAUUAACCCCCAAAGUCACACCAUCUGAAUAUUCAGAUUGUAUUGAAUACCCAAAAAAUCCCUACUUAAAUCAAGCCACCCCAAAAGAGUACUUGCCAAACUUUUCUAUCCCAAAAAAUCCCGGAAUCGAAAAUUUCAAACCCAAAAAAAUCAUUCAAUCAUCCCCGCCACUUGAAAUCCGUAGUCCCCCCACCCCCCGGGCAGCCAAGUACAGGUUUUAGUUACUGUUUGUGUGUCAAACUGAGACUAGACAACCAGGAAACGGAGUAGUCUAAUGAAUUAUUUUAAGACAAAGUUGUAUCAACUUGUUGUUCUUUUUCUUGCGCUCCAAACAUUAGAUAUCAACAACUUAAGUACGGACUUUGCCAAAGGCAAUUUUAUCAUUUCAUCGGCCUCAUUUAGUAUCCAUUGCAGCCGUCACGAAAUAAAAACGGCUGCGUAGGAGACUAGGUUGCAUUAUAUCACCCCAGUAAAAAACGUUGCUUUAACAAAAACUUUUCUCAAGCUUUUUACUUGAGGUAGGGGGGGUGGGAGGGGGGGACAGGAGUGGAUUGGAUCCACCUAGCCUCCACAUAUGCUUUCAACUUACCGUAGAUGGGGGAAGGGGUAAAGGAGACUACGAUCAGACAAACCGACGACUCACACUCACCCCCCUAACAAAACCCAAACUCAUCUACCCCCUCCUGGGAAACACCUCAUAUCGGACAGUGUCCAAAGGGGCGUAAGCGUGACUCGGCACUUAACGGCAAGAUGGCUGUUCCUGCUGCGAUCGGUGUAGCGGCAAUCGCUGUCCUUUAUGCAGGGAAAAGAUACUUGCAAGGCCCCAAAUGUAACAGCAAAAGAGGCCUAGACGGCAAGACUGUUGUUAUCACAGGUGGAAACACUGGUAUAGGCAAAGAAACCGCAGUGGAUUUAGUCAGGCGAGGAGCGAAGGUCAUAAUCGGUUGUAGAAACCUCCAAAAGGGUAAAGAAGCACUGAAAGAAAUUAAAGAACGCAGUGGAAACUCCAAUGUUUUCCUUGAAGAGAUAGACCUGGCUUCGUUAAAGUCUGUUCGCACGUUUGCCGACAAAAUUCUAAACAGUGAAUCCCGCCUCGAUGUCCUCAUCAACAACGCUGGAGUGAUGAUGUGCCCAUAUCAGAAGACUGAAGAUGGAUUUGAAAUGCAGUUUGGUACGAAUCAUGUUGGGCAUUUCCUGCUGACCAUGUUACUCCUUGACCGACUGAAGCGUUCACAGCCGAGUCGAAUCAUAAACGUGUCUUCGUCUGUUCACAGGAUGGGAAGUGACAAGAUCAACUUCGCAGACAUCAACUUCGAAAAAAGCUAUGACAGCUGGGCCGCCUAUUAUAACAGCAAGCUUGCAAACGUGUUAUUCACACGCGAGCUCAGCAAACGUCUGGAGGGCACCCAUGUGACGGUGAAUGCACUGCACCCGGGGGUUGUCACAACCGAGCUUCAGCGCCACAUGUUUUUGUCUAGUAGUCUGUUCUACCCGAUCCGCUGGUACAUGUUCAAGACCGCAGAACAGGGAGCACAGACGUCUAUUUACUGUGCUGUCUCUGAAGAGAUGGAAGGUGUAAGUGGAAAAUAUCUGCGAGAUUGUGCCAUUGUGAAGGAGUCCAAGGGUGCUCAAGAUGACGAAGCAGCCAAGAAGCUUUGGGAUCUGAGCAUGAAGAUGGUUGGUUUGGAAAAAUAAAGCUGAGCGGAAUCUCCUCUCAUGACAUCUUUCCAUAACUGAUUUUCCAAACCCAUUUGUUUUCACUAAUAUAAGGUCACUAAAAAGUUUAUGAAUAUUGUGAACUCUCCAAAAUACCAGAAAGUCCAGCAAAAAUGACUUUAAAGUAGUUCCGUAGCCUUUUCCACCUACUGUGCCACUCUUUACGAACGUUUAUGAUUCCCCAGAAUUAUAAGUUACAAGUAAGACAACCGGAGACAAAUAGAAAAAAGUAGCUAGCAUUUGUAUUUGGAAAAAUUAAAAAAAAUAAAAACAGUCAUUUAGUGAUAUAUACGGCACAUGUAAUGAUAUUAGUUUGUAGAAACGAAACCGAUGAUUGGGAAGUGUGAAAAUUAAUAAUGUCUAUUUAGCUUGAAUUUGACAAUAGAUAAUCUGAACUUUCUGGCUAUUUAGUGUUGUGUUACUUAUUACUAGGGGCGAGUUCAGCAAUGUUUUAUUAGAGGCUGCAAUGUUAAAGCUGAAGACCUCUUUCAGUUGUUAAUGUUCUCGGAUGUUAUUCUUUCUUUCUCUUUUUUUCGACAAUUCGACAGCGCCCGAGCUAAGAAAAGGAAAAGAAGAGGUUUACAGUCGACUCUCUCUUAACGGACACCUCUAUAAGACGGACACCUCUGUAAAACGGACACCUGGAGUUGGUCCCAGGCUUUCUUAGCUCCCUCUAUUUGACUUUCUAUAAGACGGACAUUUCUCUAAGACGGACAGCUAGUGCCGGUCCCAAAGGUGUCCGUCUUAGAGAGAGUUGACUGUAUUAUCACCUCCCCCACCAGCCUUGCGAUUGCGGUUAAUAAAUCCUCCGUGAUUUUGUUUUCUUACGUGCGCUCGACGAUCUCUAACUAUGGGCCUGUUUACAAGGAGGUGGGGGACCCCAGGUAGGUGAGGUAACCCCCUUCGGUGGGGUAACCCGCCACAUGUUAUCUCACUUAUCUGGAGUCCCCCACCUCGAUGUAAACAGGCCCUAAAAGGGAAAACAGAGGGUCUGCGAACUGGCUAAAUUGUGACAAGUUGAAUCAAUUCCGGCUACCGUGGGAAGUAAAUUUCAAAGUUUGAUGUACCUAACUCCCCAACCGUAACUUGACCAUGAACAGUUUUCCUUUUUUGCAUUAGGGAUAUUAGCAAGGAAAAAAUGUGAGUAAAAGAUUUCUGUAGCUCUCAAAGCCUUUCAAGGAUGUGCGGAGCGAAAUGAAAAAAAAAGGGGAGAGCAACUUCCACUCCCGUGUAGGGUCAGGACUGGAAAACUAGUUCAAGAGUCGACAGUAAUAAUAUCCAGCGGCUUCAACAAAGAAUACAAAAUGGCGGCUCGACAAGGCUUUCGCGUAAGAAAAGUGCACCUUUCUCUUGUACAGGAACGUCAAACAAAUUUAAACCUUGACCAAUUUUUGUCUUUUUAGGUAAUCUCUAGGUUAUCUAGAGGGAUUCACACCUCUUGCCGAAGGCAGUUUUUGAUUCCUAUGGUCAUCGAACAGACGGUAUAAAACCUUCUUAUUAACGUAUGAAAGUGCAAAGUUACAUCAUCGAUGUAGGGAUGAUGGAUAUAUAGUCACACUAAAGAUGGUAAAUAACAUAACCACAUUUUCUGUGGGAUACAGAACAAAAACAGUACCAUUUCUGAGGGCUUCUAAGGAUAAAUGUUAAUUUUGUGGGGAACUCUAGGCAGGAAUAAUUUUCUGAAGGGCUCAGGAAAAAACUCCUCAUCAGUGGGGGUGCGGGUAGGGCGGGGUCGAAAAAUUAAAUGCAACGACCCUAAGAGAUAACAGAAUUUGGAUUUAUAUGACGGCGUGAUGUAGUUCAAAACCCACAUUUGAUGUCACCCUUGAACACCACCGAGUCUCCAGUAGUUCAGUGGUUAGAGCGACUGGCUAGAUCACAGGGGGUUGUAAGUUCAAAUUACAUUGAAGGUUCAGUUUUUUCACCUUGUGUCCAUUUGAUGUAAGAACAUAUCUUGUUGGUGUACUUCUACAAAUGACUCACUUGGUGGUUGGAUGGUUGUAUCUAUGAUAUUCCUUAAUGUGACUUUGUUAAGAGGAGCGGGUUGAAUAGGGGUAGCAAAUCCACCAAUCUGUUAUGAUUUAUUAACCAAAUGCGCCGUUAAAUUUUCGCCCUGAAUCCGAAAUCCGGGCAAAAAUAUUUGUAUUACACGCAAAGUCCAAAAUCCGGACCCAAAAAAUAGAUGGAUCUGCAUUCCGCUGCAGUUGUAGGAUCCGGAAAUCCAUUAAAAUCUCCCUUUGAGUCCAAAAUCCAGGCAAAAAUGUUUUAAAAAUCCACCGAUCCGUUCGCCUAUUCACCCCCCCUCUAUGAGUCAUAUGUACUUGUACUGAUUUGACCAUAUGACUGCGUGAUGCAGUUCUAGUCAAAGACUGACAUUUCACCCCUGCUGGUCCUCGAGUGUCCAGUAGCUCAGUGGUUCGAGCAUCUGACUAGAUCAUGGAACGUCAUGGGUUCGAAUCCCAUCUGGGGCUCAAAUUUAUUUCCAAGUUUGCAUUUGAUGCAAAAACAUAAUUAUCAUGUUGUUAUAAAUAUCAUUUGUAUUCUAAAUUUAAUACAUUAUUCUUUCCAGGGCAGAGGUGAAAGAGCAUAUGACAUUUUUUCUCGUCUUCUUAAAGAGCGGAUAGUGUGUGUCAUGGGGCCUGUAAGUAACUUAGUUAAGGCCAUUCUCUGCUAUUUUCUGGUGUGGAGGGUGCUGGAAUGUCACUAUCUUUCCUUGAAAUAAGCGUUUGGUGAUCCCACAAACCUUCUCAGGAUUGCUUAUGUUUAAAACUUUUGUUUACUCCUGUAGACAUAAGGACAAAGUAGAUGCCCAACAGCAAAACAACUGAUCAGAUGAAAAUAUGUCUGGAAUUUUGAUUUUGUUGUACAUAAUCUUUUAAUCUUUUUGGGGAUAUUAUUUUACAGAUAACAGAUGAAACAUCUAGCCUUGUAGUGGCUCAGCUUCUCUUUUUACAGUCAGAGAAUGGUCGAACUCCUGUCCAUAUGUACAUCAACAGUCCAGGUACGAAUGACACAGAAGUAACCAAUUUCCUAAUGUGUUAACUUGCCUUCUGACUUGGUGGGCAAAUUACUGAUAUUUCCUUACCAUCUUUUUCUUAAUUAAUUCAACAGGUGGCUCUGUCACAGCAGGCUUGGCUAUUUAUGAUACAAUGCAGGUUGGCAUCUUACAUGCAUUAUGAUUCUCUAAAGCUACCAUGCAAAGACUUGAAAAGUGUCUCCUAUUUUAGUUUCAAUUCAUUUGGUACAAAGUACCCUAGCAAUAACAAUGUUUUUAUGUUCCCUGUUGGUGAUGCAAUUACCAUUUCAUCAUGGUCAUCCAAGCCACAGAUUGGUGUAAUCUUUUACCACGGGAACAGCCAGUUGUCGCUGAUUAUUGGCCUUAGCCUGUACACAGACGUUUUCUUUUUCUUUUCGUUCAUUUCGAUGAACGAGCAAGGAGCGCAAGAAAGAUAAUAUAUAUUUUCUUCUUCCACCACCACUACCCCCUUGCACUGGUGGUCAAUAAAUCCCCCUCAGUGUAUAUUUUAUCAUGGGUGCUCAACGGACUUUGAAGAGAAACUAGAUGGUCUGUGAACAAGCUAUAUUGGCCUAGACCUUUGACAUUUCACACCACAGAUGAAUGUUUUAUUAACUGAACUAGCCUGCUUCUGUUACAACAACAAUCUGUGUGGGACUGAGCAAAUUUAUGCCUAAUAUCCACUUAAAUAGUGAACUACUCUGGUUUUGUUAGAUAACAGUAGGUAUUUACUAGCAGUAAUAUUUCUGUGAUUCCUUUUUAAGUACAUUCAGCCUCCUAUCUCUACAUGGUGUAUAGGACAGGCCUGUAGCAUGGGAUCACUGUUGCUAACAGCUGGUACUCCAGGUCUUAGGCACUGCUUACCUAAUUCCAGGGUCAUGGUGCAUCAACCACAUGGUGGAGCUCGGGUAAGAAUCUCAGAUUCCUGACAUAUUGUGAAGUAGUACUUUUCAGAGGGUUUGGGAGCAAACAAGUAUAUGGCAAGUUUGUUCACAGAUAAGAAGACUAGGGAGAUACAUUAUUACAUUAUAUUUACCACCAAAACCACUUGUUACAACAAGUUUGUUUUAUAGCAGCAGAACAGCAGUUUUUCUCUCAACCUUCACACCUGAGGAUUGGUACAUUGUAUCCCUGCUCAUAUUUAUUAGGCUGGCAUACCUAUCUGUUGUACCUCACUUUGAUUAAUUUAUUUGAAACUUCCAUUGUAGGGGCAAGCUACAGACAUUGCUAUUCAAGCUGAGGAGAUUUUAAACCUAAAGAAGUUAAUAAACAACAUCUACGUGAAACACACUGGCCAGCCAAUUGAAGUAAUAGGUAUGAUCCCGUUUUCAUUAGAAAGGGAGGAGGAGGCAGUUGUUAUUCAGCUGCAAAACGUACCUUUUAUAAGUAAUGUUGCAUGUUGAUAUCAGUACUAUUUUGAUACUAUUUUUAAAGCCAUAUACUUGUUCAGGAGAAAAACAGAUAACCCCAAGCCUUGAAAACAUUUACAUAAAAGAAAAUCUUCUAGUUCUAGCUUCAAGUUUAUUCUGGCAAUAUAUGAGGUAUUACCUGGUACCUACACCAAUAAGAAACUUAGAGCCACAGAUCAGUUUCUUUGUUCAUGAAUGCAUCCUUGUGUUUAUUUUUUAUUUCAAUCUUACAGAGAAAGAACUUGAAAGGGACAAGUUUUUGUCUGCUGAUGAGGCAAAAGACUUUGGUCUGGUUGACAGAGUUUUAUCACAUCCUCCAAUUACAGAAAGCCCAUUGUCAAAUGGUGAUAAAGUGGAUAGCUAA